Linum trigynum is the source of this 624-nucleotide messenger RNA. NCBI's taxonomy places the organism in Eukaryota, Viridiplantae, Streptophyta, Magnoliopsida, Malpighiales, Linaceae. The record is from the annotation of a GenBank genome assembly.
AUGCCUUCCAAGCCGAUGAAGGUCUGUCAACCUGGAGUCGACAAGCUCGAGGAUGGAGAAGAGCUCGAGUGUGACCCCUCUGCCUACAACUCUCUUCACGCCUUUCACAUUGGAUGGCCCUGUUUGAGGUUACUUACUAUCUGUCUUACUCUUACUAGGUUCCUACCCUCGACCGUCACACUAGUAGUCCAGUAUCUCAGAGUUGGUUUAGUUCGGACCGAUUUUCCUCACACUGUUUAUCUACUUUCGGGUACUCAGGUAGAGAACCCUGCUUGGAACUCUAUUGGAAUUUUCAAAGUAUCUAAUAUCUUUGGUCAAAGACGGGAACUCGUGCCUAGGAAAAAUGUUGAUGGGGAAUCAGAUAUGGAUGUGGAUAACAGUGAUAGUGAUGAUGAUAGUGAUGAUGGGGAUGCUGGUGGAUCAAAGGCACCUUCUUUGCAGGUGAGGAGAGUGGCCCAUGGAGGAUGUGUUCAUCGCAUUCGCGCUAUGACUCAGAGUCCUCAUUUAUGUGCAACUUGGUCGGAUUUUGGUCAUGUACAUAUAUGGGAUUUCAGCAGUCAAGUGAAUGGUUUAGCAGAGUCCAAAACAAAAGCAACAGCGAAAGAUCCUCCAGUUGUAAAUUAG